Messenger RNA from Copidosoma floridanum, 3706 nucleotides. Its product is annotated as prominin-like protein. The record is from RefSeq and is a predicted model, not a curated record. Lineage: Eukaryota; Metazoa; Arthropoda; Insecta; Hymenoptera; Encyrtidae. Gene Ontology annotation, cellular component: membrane.
UCCGUCUUUCGCGUUUCGUUGUGUGCAUGAAGUUGCGUUGCCAACGAGAGCAUCAGUGGUGGUGGUCUCGAUACUCUGGAUGGUCCAGUCGCUGGCGGGCAGCGUCCCAGACGACAACAACAACAAUCGCCACCCCCUGACCCUCUCGUCGCGCAUCGAAAGUGCGUCCUCCCCCGCUUUAUUUCAGUUAUAGUUGUCGUCUCGCGCGGGGGUGGAACAACCUAUUGUUACUCUUGGUGGUGGUGUGUAAAUGUGCGUUAACGUUAAUAAAAGAGAAGAAAAAAAAAUAGUACGACAUAAGUAGACUGGCAGACAAAAGAAAGGUCAGGAGGAGGAGGAGGAUAUAGCAGCAACAACAGCGAGGAUGUGCGGCGGGCGGUGCAGCAGCACCAGCUGGGCCAUGGCUGUGCCGCUGGUGCUGGUGGCGAUCCUCGGGCUCCUGGUGGCCGAGGCGACGACGACCGAGCUCGGGCAACGUCAGCUGGAGCGCAGGCUCAACGAGACUAUCGGUGCCCAGCCGAUCAACUACACCGUGGUAAACAACACCGGUGUUGCGUAUCGCUCCAACACCAAGUACCAUCACAAGGGCAUGAAACAGCUCUACAACAUCACCAACAUGUUCAUCGACUUUGUCCAGGACAAGCAGGCCUAUCCGGAAGGUAUGAUCCGGCUGGACGCGGAAAAGGCGCCAAAGUUCGCGGACCCGAGGACGGAGUGGCGCAUCAUCCUGACGCACUACGGCGGCAUAACUGGCCUCGCCCUGGCCGGCGUCCUGCUCGCGGCCGUGCUCCCGUGCGUCGGUUUGUUCUUCUGCUGCUGCCGGUGCGUCGGCCGGUGCGGCGCCCGUAGCGAGCCCUUCGACAAGAAACACGACCACUGCCGCAAGAUAUUCUUCAGCAGCUUGCUCAUCGGCGCCUCCACCUGCAUACUCUUCGGGGUCGUUUGCGCCUUCGUCACCAACGAGUACAUGCAGGACGGCACCAGGGAACUACCAGAGUCGGCCAACGUCAGUCUACAGGACGUCAAGCUCUACCUGAGGACCACCAGGGGCGAAAUCGACACACUGCUGAAGGACAACUACCACGAGCUGGAGCUCGCCCUCAACAACAUCCUGCAGGCGAGCGGUAAAAUAGUGACGGAGCAGCUAGCUGAGUAUUCCAACGCCGUGUCGCUUAUGAACUUGGACGUCAUAGUCUCGGGGCUCGGGAGCAUAAGCAAGGACCUCAAGUCCAUCAACGAGAUCACCAGGAAUCUCAGGAACAAUGCCUCGCGACUCGAUAUCUUUGUCCGGAGGGUCAAAGGUAGUUUGCUCAAGACGCUCAACACUUGCGUUACCCCGGAGUGCAAGGACGCCGUGCAAAAGUACAAAAUUAAUCAGAUGAAGGUGGAGGCCGAGUUCGACAAGUACUUGGACCGAUACUUUCCCAAGCUUGAAUCUCUUCCCGACCAAGAUGUCACCAAGGCAUUGAACAACAUCUCCCAAUUGCUGAACGACAGUAUCGUCGAGGAAGUGCGCCGAGGUCGGCAACAAUUUAUGAGCAUCCAGCGUGAAAUCCAGCAAUCGGUCAAUCACACGAUACCCGACGUCAGUGCCAGUAUCAAGAAAGCCGGCGAAUCCUUCGCCGAAGUCGCCGAUAAGGUUGCCCAGAUGAUCGAGCGCAUCAAUCAGGACAUCGACCGCAACUACGUGCCCAAGCUCAAUUACGUCAAGAAUCACAUUAACCAGUAUUCGCCUUACAGGUUCCAGAUGCUGCUCAGUCGAUCGACCCUGAGCGAAUUUUUCACCCCGAAGAACCUGGAGACUGCGCUAAGUGAGCUCAUUUACGGUAGAUACUACCUCGGCCUCGCCAUCUCGUGUAUCCUUCUCACCAUUCUCACCUGUUUGGUGUUUGGUUUGCUAUGCGGAAUUUGUGGCAAGAGGCCCGAUGGAUACGGCGAGGACUGCUGCGACAAGGGCACUGGUGCCUGCUUUCUCAUGAUAGCUGUGUGGCUGAUAUUUUUGGUGACGAGUGUGCUUAUGAUAAUAACCGUGGCGCACAUGAUCACUGGCGUACUGAGCGAGCGAGCGAUUUGCGAGCCGCUGAAGAAUCCCAACGACAAUAGGAUGUUUGAGCUCGUCAAUGAUCUAGUCGAGGUCAAGCGCCUCCUCUAUCCCAAGAAUGACCACGCCGACAUCAACAUAAGCCACAUACUCAACUCUUGCCAUAAAAACGAGACCAUCUACAAGGUACUAAAGCUCCAGUAUAUUAUUGAUGUCGACACGCUACGUAGCUACACCGAUCGCUACGAUAUCAACAAAACGAUCCAGAAACUUGAGGAGAAGAUUAGUCUCUCCGGAACUUACGAAAUUAUUAGUAAAGAGGCAAAAAUGAAGCUCAACGCUCUAGCCGAUAGCGGACUCAGCGACAUCAGUUUCGAUCAGUAUACCGAGCAUCUUAAAGAGAACAUCACGAACAUCAAUCUCCAACAGUUGGCAGAGAAACUGAGAGAUCUGGCGUCAAAGUUACCGAGGAGCCACAACGACAUCAAGGAGGAGCUUUUAAAGAACGCCUACGACUUGGAGGGUUACCACAGGGAUAUCGUUAUCCCCAUGGCGAAUUUGAGCCACCAGUUGAGCGAGACCGCCAUGGAAUUGCAGGAACACAUCAAGUUCAAUCAUUCGUCAAUGGCCGAUGCUAUUUACAAGCUUAUCAAGGAGGUGGAUAAAGCUCAGGACUUUAUCACUAAGGAGGGACCUAAAUACGUUAAAAUGCUUGCCGCCGAAUUUGGCAAGGCUUUCAUCCACCAGGUCAACGGCUACCUGAAUUAUGUGAUAAAUAGUACCCUAACCCGAGUCGGUAAAUGCGGUCCGAUAUCGAAUGCGUACAAUGCGACCAUUGUAGCUGGCUGCAACAAAAUCCUUGAUCCUUUCAAUGGAUUUUGGGUGAGCGUUGGUUGGUGCUUGGUUCUGUUUAUUCCCACGAUAAUUCUGUGCGUUAAAUUGAGCGCUCUCUAUCAAAAAUCUGAUCCCUAUCCUGGGCCGUUAGUCAAUCCCGAAUAUUUGUAUGACGCGUAUGCGGACAGGGAUAACGUGCCCCUCGCUCACAUUGAAAAAAAAUACGCCGUACACGGCAGACACCACGGACACCACGGACACCCUGGUGGUGGCUAUCCUGAGAGCUACGACGGCCCGGCGGUCGGUUACACCGACAGGGAGCGAAUAACCGACGGGCACCAGUGCAGCUCCCAUCACCCUGACACGCGCUACUCGGAUAUAGCGCCCAAUUCGAGACAGCUGGCGCGCAAUAAAGCGCUACCUAAUACUACCGCUAAGCAAAAUAAAACCACUAAAGUAUUUAGCGUAGAGCUCGGUAAAUCACAGAACUGGGACUUUCCAAACGGGGGUCCUCCGAGGUACCAGCCGACAACCGCAGUGGCACCUCCAUUGAGCACCGAGUACGAGCGACCUCCGCCCUACUACUACCCUGGACCCGGGGACAGAAAUUAGAACAUGAGUGCCGUGGCAUGUACAAAAACGGCGCUGAGCACGGCGGCGCUGCAGAGUCUGACGCGCAGCUACCGCAGGACCAAGAAGAGCAAGCGGGACUACGUCUGAACAGCACGUCCCAACUCCCUUCCUUCUUGUCUCUCACAAGCACACUCCAUCUCUCCGUAACGAAAGAAACGUACGACAUGCCACGGGUGUUUUUUCCAUAUUUCCUCACUU